CGAAUAAUUCGAUAAUCGAUAUUUCUUUUUACAAAGUUAAACAAAUUGAUUAUGUCUGCGUGCCCAGGAAACAAGCUAUCAUGGUUGAUUGGAAUAUGGAAAGGGAAAGGAAUUGGCACUUACCCAACAAUUGAAAAACCUUUUGAAUACCUUGAAGAAAUUGAGUUUUCAAAUGAUGGAAUUCCAUUUAUAGAUUACAAAUCAAAGAGCUGGAACACAGAUCACACACAGCCAAUGCAUUGGGAAAGUGGCUUUAUACGCCUCAAACCAGAUAGUAAAACUUUUGCUUUUCUCCUUUCACACAAUUUUGGAAUGACAGAAGUAGUAGAAGGUGAAACAAAUGAUGAAAAGGAAAUCCAUUUAUUCAGUUCAUCCCUUGGAAGAAUGUCAUUUGCCUCAUCUCCACAUGUUAUAGCAACUGAACGUGUUUACAAGAGCCUUGGUACAAAUAAGAUGGAAUACAAGUUAUAUAUGGCAACAGAAAAUCAACCAAUGUCUCUUCAUCUGCACAUCACAUAUGAUCGGCUUUGAUUACGAUGUUUUGUUUAUUUCAUUUAUGUUAUUCUCAGUAUAUUAACAACAAAAAAACAAUUUUCAUUUGAUAGUAAUAUUUUUGGGAUCAUAUGUAAAUUUGAGAUUAUGAAGUAUACAAGAAGUUGUAAUUGAUAAAUUGUGAGCCAGAAUCAAUGAACAAUAUGAAUUAACAAAGAUAACACCAACAUGUAUACUAAACGAUAAAUUCAGUGUCUUUAUAUAUGUAUGUAGUUAAUAUCAUGAAAUGUCUUAUAUAUAAAGUGUGAUUGAAUAGUUGAACUUUAAUAAAGUGUGAUUGAAAUAUAAAUUUUAA
This is a messenger RNA of Dendronephthya gigantea, 847 nucleotides long. RefSeq names its product THAP domain-containing protein 4-like. Lineage: Eukaryota; Metazoa; Cnidaria; Anthozoa; Malacalcyonacea; Nephtheidae. The coding region runs from base 52 to 531 and encodes 159 amino acids. The transcript is spliced from 5 exons. The record is from RefSeq and is a predicted model, not a curated record.